Molecule: messenger RNA, 1364 nt
Organism: Cyprinus carpio (common carp)
Lineage: Eukaryota; Metazoa; Chordata; Actinopteri; Cypriniformes; Cyprinidae
Product: claudin-1
Biological process (GO): cell adhesion; bicellular tight junction assembly
Cellular component (GO): bicellular tight junction; plasma membrane
Molecular function (GO): structural molecule activity
Source: RefSeq, a predicted model, not a curated record
UUUCACAUGAAAUGUUACUCAUCUCUUUCCUCCUUCAUCAAAAUAAAAAUGUUAGUUUAUUUAAAGGAUGCUUUUAUCCGGAUUGACUGAUUUUAAGGGUAUUGAACCAACAACCUUCUGUUUUCCAACCCAAAACUUUGACACUUUCACACCUAUAACUAGAAAAGUUCAAGCUAGAUUUUUCCAAACAAGAGCGUCUACUUUCAAGGAAAUCUGACCAAUGUCCUGUCCAUGAGUGACAUGACCGUUGGUUCACACCUACUCACAUGAUAAUAAAUAGCAGCCCGGAUUUCUCAGCUUGCAUUACAGUACAGUGGACACAUACAGUAUUACUGACUGAAAACUGCAUUCGUCUUCUAAUCCAGCCAUGGCUCUUCAGCUCAUCGGUUAUAUUCUGUCCAUUACUGGAUUAUGUGGCCUCAUUAUAGGCACAUUUACAAAUGAAUGGGAAAUCCUUGGACAUGACAAUGACAAGACUGUGAUUCUGGACAAAUACAAAGGACUGUGGAUGGAGUGCUCAGUGGACAGUUCGUCUCGCAUGACCUGCACAAGUUACACUUCUCUACUUCAUCAGACCUUUGAAAUCCGGUUGGGUCGAGCAAUCAUGAUCACCAGCAUCGUCUUUUCAAGCCUCGCCGCGCUGGUGGCCAUUUCUGGUCUCAGAUGUACAAGAUGUUUAGAAGAGAACGAGAUGUCGAAGGAUAGAGCUGCCUUCUUAGGAGGAAUCCUUUCUGUGUGCGGUGGUCUUCUUGCUUUGGGCAUAACCAGCUGGUUUAUAUAUGGAAUUGUUGACAAUUUCUUUCAGAAUGACAAAAAGACGGAGAGGUAUGUGGUCGGCAGGUCUCUGAUUGCUGCAUUUGUUGCAUCUGUGCUAUGUUUAUUUGGAGGCAUUCUAUUAUGCGCCUGCAGCGUGACACAUCUACAAUCCAAAAAAAUUCUCAGCAAGCAUCCGGUCUCCAGGAGUCCUGAAAAAGACUAUGUUUAAUGAUCUUGAGAACAUCUGAAUACCUACACUUCAUCUGAAUGUCAGACACCAGUUAAAUGUUGUGUAUGUGCAUGCAUUGUGUUAAUGAAGAAAAAGACAAUAAUAAAUCAUUUUAUAGUAAUUUUUAAAAAAUUAUAUAUUAUCUCUAAUUAUAUGUUAUUGUUAUUUUGCUAACUGACAUCCAUGUGCUAUGAUUUAACCACUUUUAAUGUAUGUUUAGAUGUUUGUGUGUCAAUGUAGCUACAGUAUUAGAAAACUAGAAGGCUGGGAUUGCUUCAGAGCUGACCACAGAGGAAGAUGAUGUCAUAUUCCAGUCAUAGCUUCACAGUCAAUAUGGGGAUAUUUUUACUAUUUUAAAUAAAAAUCUUUUGUAACAAUA